This is a messenger RNA of Nicotiana tabacum (common tobacco), 1291 nucleotides long. Its product is annotated as auxin-responsive protein SAUR36-like. Gene Ontology annotation, biological process: response to auxin. The record is from RefSeq and is a predicted model, not a curated record. NCBI's taxonomy places the organism in Eukaryota, Viridiplantae, Streptophyta, Magnoliopsida, Solanales, Solanaceae.
ACCCCUGAAACUCAAUACAGCCGGGAAGGAUCAUAGCGACUAUUCAGCUGAUCACCCUUCUUCCUUGUCCCUCAAAUAUUUAUUUCUCAAAUUAAGUCCCAACAAUUUCUGAUCACUUCUCAUCGUAUGUGCCGACCAUUUCCCUUACCCCAUGCCCCCAUCUCCCACCCCACCCCUACUCUCAAUCUCUGUAUAUAUAUACACACACUCAACACUAAAUAUCUUCCACCAAGUUUGAUGAGUUGUCACAUAUCUCAUAAAAGCAGUUAUCCACUUUCCACAAAAAAAACGUACAGUACUUCCAACUUCUCAGACUAAGAACAAAAAUCUCCUUUAACAGUGGGAUUUACUUCCUGAUAUCUUGUGUGAUAACCCAAUUUUCCUAUAUUAAAGAACUACUACGUAGUAAGUACUUGUUUCGUGAGAAAGUUUAGACAAUUUUGAACUAUGAAGAAAGUAAGAGGUUUCAAACUUGGGAGGAGGUUAGUGAGAGUUUUCAGCUGGUUUAUUAACCAGAAAACAAAAGGAGGUGGAGGAGGAUACAAGAGGGUGAAGUUACAGGGAUGUGGCAGCACAGCCAUUUCGAAGCUGAGUAAGUGUUUACGCUUACUAAAACAUGGAGUAAAAAGUCUCUGUAUUGCGAAACCCAAUUCGGGUUUUUUCCGGGUCGGGCAAGAACUGAUAGAGUCGAAGAAAGUGAGUGUACCGAAGGGACACUUGGCUGUGUACGUUGGAGAGGAUAAAGAUGACACGUGUAGAAUUGUGGUGCCUGUUAUAUAUUUUAAUCACCCGUUAUUUGCUGAUUUGUUGAGGGAGGCAGAGAUGGUUUAUGGGUAUAAUCAUUCGGGCGGGAUCCAAAUCCCUUGUCGGAUAUCUGAAUUUGAGAACGUUCAAUCAAGAAUCGCCGCCACCGGCGGUGGUGGAAAAUGCCGUGGAGAGCGGAGCUGGAGGCUCAAGUAACAUUUUCAGUCGUGUUGAUGAAUGACGAUGUCUUUACCAAAUUUGACAACUUCAUUGUCAAAGUAACAAGGCAGUGAUUCUGCCUAAUAACUCUUAACUUUCGCUGAUUAAACAGACACCGGUUUUAUUGCUAUUUAUUAGCGGAUAAAAAAAAAAUGGUGGACUUCAGCUGGUUGCACGUGUACGCAUAUAUUGCUUUCAAAUACUAUCACGUUUGCUUACUAAAGAGUCUUCUUUGCCUAUGAUUUAGAACGAAAAGCCAAUGCAAUUAUCAAAACCUAUAUUUGUUCUAUUCUCCCAAGCCAUAAUUCAAUUUACUGAACUUCAUAAA